AUGGCGGCUGCUGCAGCUGCAGCAGGAGGCCGGAAGCAGCGUCGGGAGCGGACGACGUUCACCCGAGCCCAGCUGGACGUGCUGGAGGGCCUGUUCGCGAAGACGCGGUAUCCCGACGUCUUCAUGAGGGAGGAGGUCGCUCUCAAGAUCAACCUGCCCGAGUCCCGAGUACAGAGUUCUGGGGAAUUGACUCAGGAGCCCGUGAUGGCAAACAUAUGGGGCCAAUUUGCUACGAUAAGGGAGAUGUGGGAAAAGGCACGAGUUCUUGGGCAAACAAUCAUUGCGAGGCUUGGAGGAAAAAGGGAAGAGAAGGAGGCGAUGAACCGGAGCCCACCGACCAAGAGUCUCACGCCCCCCACGCCGCCGUCCAUCUUACCCACCACGACCGCCAACACGCCCACAUGGUCGUCGGUGCCAGAAGACGGCUACAAUUCGACGGUGUGGUCGCCGUCGUUCGGGUCGGACUAUGGUCAGGCCGGGGGCUCCUCGGCUCCGACGACCUACAAUGCUCCAGUGCCGCCCAACGGCUCUUCGCCCAAGACAGGCUACACACCGCAUCAGACCUACUCCGCCAGCGCUUAUUACGGCAACGUGAGCAUGGAAUACUUCCAUAGCCCCCAGUUCAACAUGGCAGCGCAGAUGCCCGGAUUCGGCCAGAUGGGAAUGUACGGUUACCAUCAUCACCAUCAUCAGCCCUACGCCCCGAGGAGUGUCGGGUACCCUCAGCUCACCGGGCAGGACUGUUCUGCGGCCGUCGAUUAUUCCGACAAGUACCAGGUCUUGUCUUGA
This is a messenger RNA of Darwinula stevensoni, 789 nucleotides long. NCBI's taxonomy places the organism in Eukaryota, Metazoa, Arthropoda, Ostracoda, Podocopida, Darwinulidae. The record is from the annotation of a GenBank genome assembly.